Penicillium atrosanguineum is the source of this 942-nucleotide messenger RNA. RefSeq lists its product as uncharacterized. Bases 1 to 942 code for a protein of 313 amino acids. Gene Ontology annotation, biological process: secondary metabolic process. NCBI's taxonomy places the organism in Eukaryota, Fungi, Ascomycota, Eurotiomycetes, Eurotiales, Aspergillaceae. The record is from RefSeq and is a predicted model, not a curated record. The transcript has 2 exons.
AUGGCGCACACCCUUGCCCAGGCCCGCGCUUGGAAUGCUACCCUCAAGACCGCUCGUCCUGAGCUGACUGCCCUCUUUGUGGGCGGUACUAGUGGUAUUGGACGCAGCACUGCUAUCAAAUUGGCAGGUUCCAUUGCCAAACCGACGAUAUACAUUGUUGGCCGCAAUGAGAAGGCGGGUGCGCAGAUUCUCGAGGAGAUGAAGGCAGCCAACAACAAUGGUUCUUAUUCCUUGAUCCCAGCCGAUGUGUCCGAUCUUCGCAAGGUGGAUACCGUUUGCCAGGACCUGAAGUCCAAGGUCAAAGCCCUGGACCUUUUGUUCCUCAGUACUGGAGGUAUCACUUUCAGCAAACAAGAGACUGAUGCGAAGAUCGAUGUCAACCACAUCCUUCGGUACUACAGCCGCAUGCGCUUUGUUUACAAUCUCCUUCCUACUCUUGAGGCCGCCAACAGCCCUCGCGUGGUCAGCAUUCUCGCAGGUGGCAAGGAAAUCAACAUUGAAGAAGACAACCUAGAUCUCCAAAAGGAGUUCUCCUUCUCGGCCAGCAACGGCUAUCCAACUUCUAUGACAUCUCUUGCAUUCGACACUCUCGCUUCGGAGCACCCAUCAGUCAGUUUUCUUCACGUCUUCCCUGGUAUUGUUGCGACCCCCCUGAUGAACAAAACCAUUGGAUCCGUUCUCGGUACUAUCGUGGGCUUCCUCGCUAAGCCCAUUUCCAUCUCCAUGGCGGAUUCUGGCGAGUGGCAGACUCGGCUCUCCACUUCUACCGAUUUCCCUUCCAAGCAGGACUCUACUGAUGCAUCCGCCGUUGGUUAUUACAUGCUCAAUCACGACGGAAAGGAUUCGACCAAUAAGGCGUUGAUGGAGGAGCUUCGCGAGAAGGGUUUCCCCGCUAUUGUUUGGAAGCACACCCUUGCCACUUUCGAUCGUAUUUGUGCUUAA